UGGAGGUAUAGGUAUUUUAAAAAGUAAAACCAUUAAGAUUGUGAAGAGUAAAACAAGAGGUGCAAUAAGAGACUAACCCAAUUUGUUUUCAACGGACUAGGUCUCUGGCCCAACAUUGAUGAGUAGAAUCGAGUUUGCUGUGCUUAGCGUUUAUUGUUGGAAAUUUCAUUCUCUAAAACAUUCUAUAGAAUAGAACCCGCGAUUCCGGUGGACACCACGGUACAAUGCUUUAGAUUUGUAACAAUUCACUUUUGCUUGUAGUUUCUUUUAGUCAUUUUCACAAACAUCUUUCGCUCAACGUUAACCGAAGAAAUUUGGGCCAUAAUAUUCUGACACUCUGUCUAAUUUCGAUACAUUGAAGUGUACAUCGCUUAUUUGUCAGUCAUGAACAGAGUCGGAUCUAGAAUAUCUCUUCUCUCUGUUGUGCUAUUACGCAUCAACCAUAACUCACUCGUUGUUAAUCGUUGUCAUGUAGUAGAACAGUCCCUUGUGAGUGAUGGUUUCAAUUUGUUUAACCCUUUGAAGUAUGAAACGUUUUUAGCUCCGCCAAAUUUUGGUUUAUCAGUCAGGCCCUUUUCUACUUCAUCUUCAACCAGAAGCCUUGGGGAGUCAACUGAUGCCCCUGCACACGAGGCCUUGAGUGAUGAAGAUGAUGGGGAUGGGGAUGAGGAAGAUGAUUAUGAUGAUGGUCAUGGCAAGAAUAAAAACAAGAAUGGUACCGAUUGUAGUAAGUUACAUUUAAGAGAUGAUGAUCUUGCCCCAGAUGUUAAAACCAUUUUGGAUAUAAUGCAUGAGAUGGGUUCUGGACCAUCUGACAUUAAGCAAAAGCUUGAGCAUUGCAGUGUGGCGCUAUCACAAGAGCUGGUUGGGGAGGUCCUUUCAAAAACUCGCAAUGAUUGGGAAGCGGCUUUCACAUUUUUCUUAUGGGCUGGCAAGCAGCCUGGGUAUACUCAUUCGGUUCGGGAGUAUCAUUCUAUGAUCUCCAUUCUUGGCAAAAUGAGGAAGUUUGAUACUGCUUGGACCUUAAUUGAGGAAAUGAGAGGAGGUAGAACUGGUCCAUCUCUUAUCACUCCACAGACACUGUUGAUCAUGAUCAGGAGAUACUGUGCUAUACAUGAUGUUGCAAGGGCUAUCAAUACUUUCUAUGCUUAUAAACGGUUUAACUUUCAAAUUGGGCUAGAGGAAUUUCAGAGCCUUCUUUCUGCCCUUUGCCGGUAUAAGAAUGUGCAGGAUGCUGAGAACUUACUGUUCUGCAACAAAAAUGUAUUCCCACUUGACAUUAAAAGCUUUAACAUAAUUCUGAAUGGAUGGUGUAAUUUGAUUGUUAGCACUAGUCAUGCAGAAAGAAUAUGGAAGGAGAUGAGCAAGAGAGGAAUCAAACACGAUGUUGUCUCUUAUGGAAGUAUCAUAUCCUGCUAUUCAAAGUCUUCUACACUCUACAAGGUGCUUAGGAUGUUUGACGAUAUGAAGAAAAGGAAGAUCACUCCCGAUAGGAAGGUUUAUAAUGCUGUAAUUCAUGCUCUAGCAAAGGGUAGGCUUGUGAAAGAAGCUGUGAAUCUCAUUCGAAAAAUGGAGGACAACAACAUUAUUCCAGAUGUUGUUACUUACAACUCCUUGAUCAGGCCUCUUUGUAAAGCUCGCAAAGUUGAUGAAGCUAAACAAUUUUUUGAUGAGAUGUUGAAGAGGAGCUUAUGCCCAACAAUUCAAACUUUCCAUGCUUUCUUCCGUAUGUUAAGGACCAAGGAAGAAGUAUUUGAGCUCUUGGACAAAAUGAGAGAGCUGGGAUGCUGCCCAACCAAUGAGACUUAUAUAAUGUUGAUAAGAAAGUUUUGCCGUUGGCGCCAGCUUGAUGAUGUAUUUAAGAUAUGGGAUGCAAUGAAGGAAGAUGGAAUCGGACAUGAUCGUAGUUCAUAUAUAGUACUGAUUCAUGGGCUGUUUCUGAAUGGAAAGCUAGAAGAUGCAUUCAGAUAUUAUGCAGAGAUGCAAGAGAAAGGCUUCCUUCCUGAACCAAAAACAGAAGAAAUACUUCAGGCAUGGGUUUCUGGGAAACAGUCAACGGAGGACCAGGUGACAGAUGUAGAACCUAAUGGACUUGAAAAUGAUAGUUUUAAAAAUAAAGUAAAGGACAUACCCAGUAAAUUUGAUAGGGAAAAAAAUUUUCUUCGCCAACCUGAGACCAGAAGAGUAAUAAGAGAACGAGGUUUUUCUUUGUGGGAUUAAGACGAGGUCCCUCCAAUGACACUUUAAUACUAUACCUUUGAAGAUGACACUUAUUGGUCAGCAUACCUCAAAUUCAAAGAGGUGGAUGGCAUGCGGGUGUAUAGCCAGACUUCAAUUUCCUCAUCACAAACAAGAGCUGCAAGGGUAUAACAGACAUCUUUUAUUUUCGGGCCUUUGGCCCUGUGAUAUAAGAUCUCCUGUGGCCUCUGUUUUUAUGUUGUUAGUGCUUUGGUCUUAUGGCUUGUUAGGUCCCUGCAAACAUGAUAUUUUCCCAUGAACCAUCAUUCAACUAUUAUGGAGACUGGAGAUUAUUUGAUCCUGGGGUUGAAGUGACUGAGGCUUCAUUGCUAGAACUUAAGCCUAUCCCUGACCCCCUAACCAGGUCUUAAAAGAGCGUCAUUGACAAUCAGUUUGCAUCCAGGUAGCAUGAUUGAACAUUCAUGUAAUACACCAAUAGAGCAGAAGCGGGAGUUCGAGAAAGAGGGUUAGUAUUAGUGAGGUGCAUGAGUGAGCUGACUGUGUGGAAUCCGUAACUUCUAUUGAUACGUUGGUUCUUAUUAAAAUGGUUUCUGAAACAAUUUGUGGAUUAUGGCCGCAUCUGGUCUAGUGGUUCUUAAUGGUAUAUAGGUAGCUUUAAUUAUGGGUGAAGUUUGGAUGAUCAAAUUGAAGAAUGCUGAAAGCUAUGGUUGAAGUUUCUAAGUGUCCUUUGGCUUGGAAACUUGAUUCUUAGAUGAAGAUCUUGGUUUUGCUAAAUGGAUAGUUGGCUUAGGGAAGGAGAGAGACUAUGUCGUUCUGCAAAGAUUACGAGAAAGGAAUAUGAGAGAAAAAGGAAAUGAACCAAGUACAAGAUUGGUUCUUACCAAUUCGACUAGUUCAUGUAGCUUGGGAUAAACUGUGAUCAACCUCUAGCUCCCACUUGGAUAAAGCUAAUGAACACCACCAAAUGACAAGAGGACCUCUAGCUCCACCUUGGAUAAGCUAAGGAGCACUACCAAAGAAAAACAAGAGAGAACCACCACUUGAACUUAGAUCAAGGCUAAGAACUCUUUAGCAAGAAGAUUCACACUCUUCUUAAACUCAAUACACUUAUGUAUUAUUCAAAUCAGAGUUAUAUACCAAGUUGAUUGAUACCGGAUAGAACUAGUUGAUUCAAACCAAUCUAAAAAUCUCCUUUGUAAUCCUUCUAUAUAUCUCUUACACUUGAAUAUAUCUUGGUUCUUUAUUUUUGCAAGAACCUUAACUCCCAAAUCAAGUGUUACAGGAAAACUUUUCAAAAUCUUAUAGUGUUUCCUAUUACAACUAUACUAUAUGUUGAUCCUAUGUCUUUAUUUUGCUGCAAUUUUAUUUAACGUUUAUUAAUCUAUUGAAUUGUAAUAAGUGUUGUUUUAGAGUCUCUGCAUUGUCUCCUUUAACUCUUUUUGGUAGUCAUAUUAUUUUUUUAAUUUAUUGUAUUGUAUCUUUAAAAUUCCUUGAAGUUUUAUCUAGAGUUUUGUAUUUUCUUUGAUCUCUUGAGUUAAGAUUUAGAUCUCGCAAUGUUUUUCACAUUGUUUGUUCACUCUUUGCUUAAACUAUCGGAGUUUUUUGCCAUGUGCUAAAGAGAAUUUGAGUGAUAAAAUGCGAGAGAGUACAUUCAAGAAAAAGCCUAUAAGUGUGAUACACAAGUGAGAAUUUGAGUGAAACACAUAGAAGAGUAAUGUGGUCCUAAAUAUAUUUUAUUAUACUAACAUUUUCAUGUAGGAACUAGCAAUAUUGAGUAAUGCAACAUGUUUCCGCAAAGGACUUAAAAGUACCAAGAGAAUGACACGUAGAGAUACACCUAGUGUUUGUGAGGCCCUGGUGGAGAAUGUCAAUUUCUUGGAAUCCAUAAUUAUAAAGUUGAAUGACAAGAUGGCUAGUAUUAAAAGGAAGUACAAUCCUGAUAGAAAAUCAUUAUCAAAGACAAGUGCACUAAGAUGUUCCAAAUGUUGAGGCUAUGGACAUGAAACUCAUCAAUGUCCUAAUGGGGAUACAAGUCUCAUUACUAAUGAAGACCUCAAGAACUACAUUUUAUACUUGAAAGAAGAGGAAGAAAGGAUAAUGCAAAAAUUAGAUGUAUUAAAAAGAAGGCAAGAGCGGAAGCUAAAAAGAGCACAUGAGAAGGAAACACUUAUAAAAAAUGAAGGA
This is a messenger RNA of Vigna unguiculata (cowpea), 4383 nucleotides long. RefSeq names its product pentatricopeptide repeat-containing protein At5g15010, mitochondrial-like. The record is from RefSeq and is a predicted model, not a curated record. Lineage: Eukaryota; Viridiplantae; Streptophyta; Magnoliopsida; Fabales; Fabaceae. Gene Ontology annotation, molecular function: protein binding.